This is a messenger RNA of Hippocampus zosterae (dwarf seahorse), 5002 nucleotides long. RefSeq names its product O-GlcNAcase (gene oga). Bases 336 to 3140 code for a protein of 934 amino acids. Gene Ontology annotation, molecular function: beta-N-acetylglucosaminidase activity. The transcript is spliced from 19 exons. The record is from RefSeq and is a predicted model, not a curated record. Gene Ontology annotation, biological process: glycoprotein metabolic process. NCBI's taxonomy places the organism in Eukaryota, Metazoa, Chordata, Actinopteri, Syngnathiformes, Syngnathidae.
CGAGUGAACAUGCGCACUGGGUGUAAACAGGAAGAAUUGUUGGGGGGGAAACGGCAAAUCCACCAGAGUCGAGCGAACGCGCGGAUUAUACACAAAAAUGUAUUGUGGUUCAUUUUAUAUUAACAUUAAGAAUUUGUUUUGUCCAAUUGAAUAAGAUUACGAUUAAAUUAGUUGCGAAACAGGUACGGCUAUUCGACUGUUCCUGGAAGGCACUGUUAAACCCAGCAACGCCAGACCUGCCGUCUGACGCGAUUGGCUUGCUCGGCAUUCCGUGAAAAAAAACAGCGCUUUUCCUGGGUUGUUUUUAUUCUUUUCCGAGGAUUUUCUACCAUAAAAUGGUUCAAAAAGAAAAGACGCUGGAGAGGACACCGGUGGAAUCCGAACCGAACCCCAGCCCAGUCUCGGGAGAGGCUUGUGCCGCUGGUCCCGGCCUGCUGGAAGAGUCCGUUGGAAUCAGUGUGGAAACGACGGGCCACCGAAAAUUCAUCAGUGGAGUGGUAGAAGGUUUUUAUGGACGGCCAUGGACAAUGGAACAGAGGAAAGAGUUGUUUCGGAGACAACAGAAAUGGGGACUGAAUACGUACCUUUAUGCCCCGAAAGAUGACUACAAACACAGAAUGUUCUGGAGGGAGUUGUACUCAGUAGAGGAAGCAGAACAACUUAUGACGCUAAUUGGAGCAGCCAAAGAGUAUGGCAUCGAGUUCAUCUAUGCCAUUUCUCCCGGACUUGACAUCACUUUCUCCAAUCAGAAAGAGGUCAUAGCACUCAAGAGGAAAUUGGACCAGGUGACACACUUUGGUUGCAAGUCAUUUGCCUUACUUUUUGACGACAUCGACCACAACAUGUGCCCUGCCGACAAGGAGGUGUUCAGCUCGUUUGCACACGCUCAGGUGUCCAUCACGAAUGAAAUCUACCAGUACCUUGGAGAGCCUGAAACCUUCUUGUUCUGUCCCACAGAGUACUGUGGGACCUUCUGCUACCCGAAUGUCUCUCAGUCUCCCUACCUUCACACAGUUGGAGAGAAGCUGUUGCCUGGCAUCGAUAUUCUCUGGACAGGACCCAAAGUGGUGUCCAAAGACAUCACAGUGGAGUCGAUAGAAGAAGUGUCUAAGAUUUUAAGAAGAGCCCCUGUGAUCUGGGACAACAUUCACGCCAAUGACUAUGACCAGAAGAGGCUCUUCUUGGGUCCUUACAAGGGCCGCUCCACAGAACUCAUCCCCAGACUGAAGGGCGUCCUCACCAACCCCAACUGCGAGUUUGAGUCCAACUUCGUUGCUAUCCACACUCUGGCCACCUGGUAUAAGUCGAACAUGAACGGGGUCCGCAAGGAUGUGGUCAUGACUGACGGCGAGGACAGCACAGUUUCCAUCCAGAUUAAGUUGGAGAAUGAGGGCAGUGAUGAAGAACUGGAGACAGAUAUGUUGUACAGCCCCCAGCUUGCUCUGAAACUGGCUCUCACCGAGUGGCUUGGAGACUUUGUUGUGCCUCAUCAAUACAAUAGCCGACAGGUGCCCCAGAGCGGUGCCAAAAGUGCAGUCAUCGAUGUGUCCUCCAUGGCCCCUCCCACACUUUGCUCAGAUACCACGGUGACAACUGUGUUCCAGCAGCCUAUCAUGUCUCCGGCCAUGCCGCCUCAAUUACUGGAACCUCACCUCAUGGCAAAAACACCGGAGCAGGAAGAGGAGGUGGAGAAGAAGGAUUCUGAUGAGGAGCCCAUGGAGAUGGUGGUGGAGAAGCAGGAGGAGCCGGAUGUAGAGGAGAGCACAGAGCCGAAACCUGAGGGCCGAGUCUUGGCUGACAAGAUGGCGGAAGAUCUGAAGCCCAUGGAUACAGACAAGGAGAGCUUGGCAGAGUCCAAGUCUUCUGAAGAGUCCAUACAGGAGGAUCCUGGGAACGAUAUUGCACCCAUGCAGACUGACGAUCAACUCAAACAGGAUGUAUUUGUGCCAGGUCCCAAUGAGAAGCCGCUGUUCGCCGUGGAGCCGCUCUCCAUUGAGGACCUGUGCCUCCUAGCGGAACUCUUCUACCUGCCUUACGAGCAUGGCCCCAAGGCCAUGCAGAUGUUGAAAGAGUUCAACUGGCUGAGAGCCAACAGCAGCGUUGUCAGUGUCAACCGCAAGAUGAAAGAAGACGAGAAGGUUGCAGAAUGGCAGUUGAGAGCAGAGAAGUUUGAGGACAUGUGCUGCUCGGUCAUUCAGAUGUUCACACGUCUGUCCAAUUCGGCCAACCGCACUAUCCUGUAUGACCUCUACCCUUACAUCUGGGACAUCAAGAGCAUCAUUUCCAUGGUCAAGUCCUUUGUCCAGUGGCUAGAUGGAAGAAUCCACAGUACAAGUUUCUACUGCUAUUGGAUCGACAAUGGCCGAUGGUGUCGUAGUCAAUCCUCAGCACAAUUCCCUAAAGGAGACCAAGAACCGUGGGCCUUUAGGGGAGGUCUAGCAGGAGAGUUCCAGAGAUUGUUGCCAAUAGAUGGGGCAAACGAUCUUUUCUACCAGCCUCCGCCCUCACUGCCUACCUCCAAAAUCUAUUCAAUAAGGCCCUACUUUGCCAAAGACGAGGCUUCGGUGUAUAAAAUUUGUAAAGAAAUGUACUAUGAAGGAAUGGAGGAUGCACCUUCCUCAGAGCAGGAAUCUGACCUCAUCGGUGACAAGUUGGUUGGAGGUCUUCUGUCUUUGAGCCCGGACUACGGCUUUGUGCUGGAGGAUGAUGAAGGCAUCUGCGGCUACGCUUUGGGCACAGUGGACGUAAAGCCCUUUAUCAAGAAAUGCGAGAUGAGCUGGAUUCCUUUUAUGCAAGAGAAGUACCUCAAACCUGAUGGUCAAAAGGACCUCACGGAGGCUGAGAAAAUGAUUUUGAGUUUCCAUGAGGAAGAGGAGGGUCUUCCGGAAUCGUUCCUGUCCAACUUCCCCUCGCUCAUCAAGGUUGACAUUCAUGCAAAGGUCACUGAUCCCAGUGUGGCCAAAAGCAUGAUGGGAUGUCUGUUGUCUUCCCUUAAGGCUAACGGCUCCCAGGGUGCUUUCUGCAAGGUUCGCCAGACUGACAAGAGAAUGUUGGACUUCUAUAGUAAGCUGGGAUGCUUUGAGGUGGCCAAGAUGGAGGGCUUUCCCAAAGAUGUCAUCAUAAUGGGGCGAAGCUUAUGAGCUUAUAAUGUUCAAAUGACAGACUGAGCAAGAGAGAGGGCAACCCGCGAUCACAGAACAUUCAUGAGAAACAACUUUCAUGAUGGUUUAAAAGCCUUAUGACUGCCUGUGCUCGCAGAGACACAUGUUGUUGUUGUUGUUAUAUAUAUUUUUUUUAGUCCUGCUCCCUUAGGAUGAUUGCAAGCCAACAAGGCCAAGGUGUGAUCAGUGGAGAUGAGCCAGCAUGGAAGAGUGACAGUGCACUUGUCCAAUCCGGAGGCCCAACACUCGUACACCUCCAGGAGGAAGGAAAUUGUUUUGUUUUUUGCUGCCUUUAUUCCUCCAGCGGCCAUUAGAUGCAAAUGACCGACACACCUUCGCCCAAAGUCUCUGUACCGCAAACACACACAGAGCUGUGAAAUGAGGGUAGCGUGUAUAUUCGGACACAGUUCCCAAUGUCACAUUCUCGCUGCUUCAUUGUCACGCCACGAUUGUUCAACGGAUUACUAUUUUUUUUUUCCUCAUACAAGUGGCACUGAGUGGCAACACAUGCACAAUUUGAAUUCACAAGAUCAUCGGACACCAGAAUGGAUCUUUAAGGAGGUCUUUUGAAGCAAUAGUGAAUUUAUGGGCAAUGCUGUGCUUUUUUUCCCCUGUCCCUCCUGAACAUAAUGCCUUUUGGUUUGGUUUGGUUUUUUGCCUUUGAGUGUUUAGCAUUCUAACAGAACUCUUCUGUCUUCUGUCACCACCUUCUAAAGAUGAUACAAGAAGGCGUGGUUAAUUUAUGUCUCAGAUUACCUCGGUUUAUGAAAAAUGACACAUUAGCUUAUGUUAUGGAGUUCUUUUCGCUAUGGAAUUCUUUUUCCUAUGCGGGGCCAAUUCACGUUUUAUCAAGUCCUCCAAGGGCCAUCGUACAUUUGUGGCAGAAUACAAUGCAACAGAAAACGCAAAUGUUUUGGGCGGUUUGUCUGAGGUUCUAUUUGUUUCUACAAUUGCAUAGUAGGCAAGAUCCAAAGUUAUAUGUUGCUCUACCCCUGUUCUUAAGUAUCAAAUUUACCACAGGACCAAAAAUCUGUAAAAUUCCAACCGCCCCCUUUGUUUUAAGAGAAAAAAAAUCAUGCACGGUGUUUUACAUUGGAUGACUGCUCAGUUCCUUCCCAACCACUUCAUCAGCAUCCGGUGUCUACAUCAGCAAGUAAUCUGAGCGGCAGGAUAUUCAUUCUGUGACAUAAUUAUUUUCCUCUCCGGAUUUUGUUCCUUUUUAGCGCUGUCAUUUUAGCAUGAAUGCCUUUGUUGCACUGGACCCCUAUGAUCGCUCCAGUUAUUCAUCCUGUCACCGAAGUGGCACUUUUUUUUCUAUUUCAUGUUGAAUGGUUUGCCUUCAGAUGGGGUUCCCACAUUUCUUGUAAAAACCUAAAUAGUGAACAAUCAAGCACUUUGGUUUAAAAAAAAAAAACAUCUGUUGAUCUUAAGGCUGUCAUGGAGGUUCUUUCGGGUAGCCUCAUUUCAAGACACGAUAAGAAAGACGCAUGCGACUUGUCUCUGUGAACGUGAAACUGUAGACAGGUGUUAAACAUUAAGUGUUAUUAUUUUGCAUACCUUUACUGAGUCGGUGUCAAGCAUUCUGUUUGGCCUGAAGGAAAAUAUUGUGUUACCUUUGCUGUCCCUUUGCUCAACAGGUACUCCCAGGAACUCAUUUCAGAUAUGAACGUAGGAUGUACUUCACGCUUAUCACAUGGUUUUGUCUUCACAGGGACGGGCUGUGACUGAGUUAAAGGGCUGCUCAUAUUGUAUUGUAAAUAAUGCAAGUUUAGGGGCAGUUUACAUGUAAAAUUUGUAUGUAAGAUUAAUAAACUUGAAAAUAAAUAGAACCUUCCAAAUGA